GCAACGCAACGCAACGCAACGCAACGCAACGCAACGCAACGCAACGCAACGCAACGCAACGCAACGCAACGCUGUGCCGGCUGCUUUGCGGGCACAGAGCGACGGGGGGUGAAGGGAUGGAGCGGGAUCAAACUGUGUGAAUAAAAAGGGAAAAGAAAUAAAAAGUUUACAGUCGCCCCUUCGCUUCUGUGUGAGGUGAGGGAAUGAUGCGCAGAGCCCCGCAGCGCUGCGGGACAGCAGCACGGGACAGUAAUACAGGACAACAAUGCAGGACAAUACAGGACAGCAGCACAGGACAACACAGUAUAACAGUACAGGACAGCAGCACAAUACAGCCCCGCAGUGCCGACCCCGCACACCGCAGCAGACGCACUGACGGAGGUCAAACGUCGCUCAGUGCGUUGGGGCGGAGCGCAGCGCAGUGUGCGGGGCAGGUGCUCGGCCCCGAUGCGGGAGGCGGCGCUGCGGGGCAUUGCGGAGCCUUGUGCCGGGCUGGGGCUGGGGCUGGGGCUGCCGCAGCCUCUCGGUCCGCCCGCAGCCCGGCGGUGCCGCCUCCCCCCGCAGCUCCGCUCCGGCUCCGUCCCGUCCCCGCUCCCCGGUGUCCGCUGCCCGCCGGUCCGGCUGCAUGCACACCGCGGUGUCGGCGCGGCUGGAUUCGCUGGAGUCCUGGGCCUUCCACGCGCUGCUGGUGCUGCCCUAUAUGUUCUACGUGGGCUUGUUCUUCGUCAACGUGCUGAUCCUGUACUACGCUUUCCUGAUGGAGUACAUCGUCCUUAACGUGGGCAUCGUCUUCCUGCCCGAGGACAUGGACCAGGCGCUGGUGGACCUGGGGGUGCUGUCCGACCCCGGUUCCGCUCCGUACGAUACGGACAGCGAGCUGGACGUCUUUGACUCCUACUUGGAGUGACGCCGUCCCGGCGCGGCCGCGGGAUGCCCGCACUGCCCGGCCCCUGCGGAGCCCCCGGAACGCGCCGGGCCGCGGAGGGGCCGCAGAAUAGGUUAAGAAGCUCUGCAAAGUGCUUGGUACUCUCACUGUAAGACAACAUCACCUCCACAUGUUGAAAUGGCAGUGACGUUUCCGUGCUCAGAGAUGCAUUAAACACCUGAAAUGGAUUAUGACCAGGUGAAUGGAUCAAGUUAUGGAGGAAAACAAUGCUCUGAAAUGUAGAGGUGAAAAGAAGGUCAAGGGGACAACGAGGAGUUGUUAUCAGACCUUGUCAGCUGUGACCUUUUCCUCAUGACCGUUGCCUCUUGAGUGUGCACUACCUGCUGUGAUUCAUGUACAGUACUGGGCUUCCAUAGGUAAUUCGGGGAUGGACUCUGCGAACAAAUAAUAUAAGCUAUGUUCUCUUACAAAGAAAAUCAAGAUAUUACUCAGAUUUGAUAAAUUUUUCAAUAAAUACCAUUUCACCUGACUGGACACACUGUACAUGCUGCUUAAGCAAGUUUUGCAUUCACACAUUGAAAACUCUACCAGCCAAUAGUUCCACAUCUGCGCUUUCUCAGGGGAACAUAUCCAGGAGUGCCGCAAGGUUCUGUUCAGGGCAGUAUUAUGACAAGAAGUGCACUAGUAAGAAACUUUAUUUAAAUUGCAAGCUUUGAAACAGAUCAGAGACUGAAUUUUGUUAGGUGGAUUCAUUACCUAACACAAGAUAAUUUGCAGAUUAAGUUCAUGUUCCUAUGUACAGAUCUGAAAGCAAUACAAUAAAGACUGACCUUUUCCAUGAAA
Coturnix japonica (Japanese quail) is the source of this 1729-nucleotide messenger RNA. RefSeq names its product Dexi homolog (gene DEXI). Lineage: Eukaryota; Metazoa; Chordata; Aves; Galliformes; Phasianidae. The record is from RefSeq and is a predicted model, not a curated record.